Molecule: messenger RNA, 1200 nt
Organism: Budorcas taxicolor (takin)
Lineage: Eukaryota; Metazoa; Chordata; Mammalia; Artiodactyla; Bovidae
Product: C2 calcium-dependent domain-containing protein 4A
Exons: 2
Coding region: 106-1200 (364 amino acids)
Source: RefSeq, a predicted model, not a curated record
GCGUCAGCAGGCACCAGAAAGCAACUUGAAACUCACGAACCAGAGGGACUGAAAAAGAGGCAAAGGAGCGCUUCUUCCCGCCACUCCCAGCCCCAGCCUCGGAGGAUGCGGCUCCUCGGGAAACUGCGCGCCUCGGCGGCGAGCAACGCGCCUCUGGAGCCUGCCUUCUCCAAUGUGCUCACCCCGAACCGCAUCCCCGAGUUCUUCAUCCCGCCGCGACUGCCCACCCCCUAUGCGCCCGAGUCUUCGGCCCCGGCCGCCGCGCUGCCCCGGAGGUGCGCUGCUGAGCCUGACCUUUGGCUUCGAGGAGCCGACGACGGCGCGGGGCGCACGGAUUGGGACCCGCGCUCACAGGCAGCACUCUCGCUGCCGCACCUGCCCCGGGCGCGCACUGCCUACGGCUUCUGCGCGCUGCUCGAGAGCCCGCACACUCGCCGCAAGGAGUCGCUCUUCCUCGGGGGCCCGGGCUCCGUCGCGCUCCCGCCCGCGCCCCGUCCCCGGGCCCACACCUACGGGGGCGGCGGCGGAGACGCUGCCCUCGCUCCCGGGGCGAGAUCCCCCAUUGCGACCCCCGCAGCCCGCGGUGGUCCCAGCCCGUCCCUGGACACGCUCGCCCCGCCGCCCCGCUCCCGCCGCCUCCUACGCGCCCCGGAAGGGCUGCUGCGCCGAGCAUUGCGGGCCGGGAGGAGCCGAGGCCUGACCCGCGCCCGCUCCGUCUCCAGCGGGGACGGGGAAGAUGAGGACGAGGACGAAUGCCGCGCCAGCCCCGGGUCCCCGACGCAGGCCUCAGUCACAUCCCUUUCGCCGCAUCGCGACCCGCGUCCCGAGCGCCUGGAGGCCGAGGGCACCGUAACUCUGGGCCGCGCCGGGGGCGCCCUGCGCCUGGCCGCCGAAUACAAUCGGGCCAGCGGGCGCCUCCGUGUCCGGCUGCUCCGUGCCGAGGGCCCGGCCGGAGGAGCCGCCGAGCCCCGCGCCCCCGUCGGCUGCAGAGUCAGCUUCAUCCUGAAGCCGCGGGGCGCCGUGGUCCGGCGGAGCCGCAGGGCCGUCUUGGAGCAGGACUUGUGCUUGGACGGGCUCUCGGAGGACGAGGUGCGCCGCCUGGCCGUGCGCGUCAAGGCGGAGAACCGGGGCCGCGGGCUGGAGCGGGGCCGCCUGCUGGGCCAGGGCGAACUGCUGCUGGGCCCCCUCCUGCUCCUCUGA